AUGUCUGUGACUAACAUUUUAAUCAUUUUAAACUUGGGUUGUGAGAUGUUGUAUGUGAUUGAUCAACGACUUAAGGCGCAGUCCAUUCCGCUGGAUAAAUCCGCACAAGUUCUCCGUGAAAUCACCGAGGUACUGUUGGACCCCAAGUUUCUACAUUACAUUUCAACGGCUUAUCAACAAAGUAUGUUGACGGUUCAACAAACACGAAUCCUACUGACAGACAUUGCCUGCUGCUCGCUAAUGCGUUUGGAUGUGAGCUCCAUGGACAAGCUGUGGGAUCUCAUGGUGAUGAUAUUCAAGUGGCAGAUGUUUUUGACCAACAAAAAUGCUCAAAUGCUACUGGAUCUAACAUUUCGCCAUCUGGACGGGAUUGGGCGUUUGAUUCCGGAGAUGCGUAAGCAAAUUUUGAUUGAUAACGUGAAAAAAACUCUCAUUGAACUGUGGGAACCCUUAUGCGAAGAUGAGCAAAUAAUCGUGCAUCGCAAAGUAUGUAAAUGGUUAAAGCCAUAUAACACGAAAAUAUCUAUACUUAUCCGCAUGGGCCUGCAGAAAUCAAACGGAGAAUUCGAGCCCGAACCGAAAAACAAUAUUUUUUAUAACUACUACAUAAACAACAUUGGAGAAAAUGUCUAUUCUAAAACAGCCAACCUUACCGCGCUACGAACUACUAGUGAAUUGAACAAUUCGCCCGGUAACUCAGGCACGGAUAUGAUAACUGCUGGACAUGAAAUUGACACACUGGUCCAACAGUUAAACAUUCAUCAUGAUCCGACAAGUACUUCUAUUAACCCAAUACAGUCUACUCAAGUUUCUCAGUCCUCUUCACUCCAUGGAGCUUUGAACGAGAUAGUGAUCGCAGAAGGAAACAAUCACAGUGAAUCGUCCCACUCUAGUGUAGAGACCCAAAAAUACAAGCAUACAUCCAAUGACGAUGAAUCGUUGUGCCUAGGUAAUGUACAAAACAUCCCCCAAGAAAGCAAUUUGACAAAAUUGAUGAAAAAAAUUAACUUGGACAAGGAAGAUUUCAAGGCAGUUGAGGAAGAUACUACUGAUACCAAUGAACAGCUCCUACAAAUGUUUGAUCAGAAAUAG
Molecule: messenger RNA, 1092 nt
Organism: Anopheles coustani
Lineage: Eukaryota; Metazoa; Arthropoda; Insecta; Diptera; Culicidae
Gene: OSCP1
Product: protein OSCP1
Exons: 2
Coding region: 1-1092 (363 amino acids)
Biological process (GO): transport
Cellular component (GO): plasma membrane; cytoplasm
Source: RefSeq, a predicted model, not a curated record